This is a messenger RNA of Trichoplax adhaerens, 1476 nucleotides long. RefSeq lists its product as uncharacterized. Lineage: Eukaryota; Metazoa; Placozoa; Uniplacotomia; Trichoplacea; Trichoplacidae. The transcript has 15 exons. The record is from RefSeq and is a predicted model, not a curated record. Bases 1 to 1476 code for a protein of 491 amino acids.
AUGGCCGCUUCAAUAGAUCCAUUAGGUGUUGCUAAAAAUUUAAUAGAAGUGUCAGUUUUGAAAACAUGGCAUGAAAGUAUAGUGCCUUCAUAUCCAGACAUCCAGCCCUCUAAACAAUCACCAUUUCAAUAUUGUUCCAAUAUAAAUCAAAAGUUGGUCCUAUGGACUGGUGAUAUUACUACACUAAAGGUAGAUGCUAUUGUUAAUCCUACGAACGAAAAUCUUUCUGUCAUGUCUCCAAUCAACCAGAAAAUAUUCGAAAUUGCAGGACCAAGUUUACAUAGAGAUAUACGUGAUGAGAUUGGCAAAUGUGCUACUGGAGAAUCGAAAUUAUCCAAGGGCUAUAAUUUACCAUCAAGAUAUGUUAUUCAUACGGUUGGUCCAAAAUACAAUCCUAGAUACUUGUCGGCUGUAGAAAAUGCGCUUUACAGGAGUUAUAGAUCGUCCUUGUUAAUUGCAGGCGAGUACAAGGUCCGAUCAAUCGCUAUUCCUACCGUCCAUCUUCAUCAACGUGGUUUCCCAGUAUCUGAGGGAGCACAUAUAGCACUAAGAACUGUCAGAAGGUACUUAGAGCACCAAAGUUGUACACUCGAAACAGUUAUCCUUAUCUUGGAUGAUACGGAAAUGGAAAUAUAUAAGCGUUUGGCUGUAUUAUAUUUUCCGAGAAGUAACGAAGAAGAAGCUUAUGCUUUUGAAAAUCUCCCUGAAGAUAUCGGCAAUGAAUUCGGAGAGCCAACCAUAAAAGAACGAUCAAUCCGUAUCCAAGACAAGAUAGUAAAUUCAGAGGAUGAAAAAACUUUUACAAAAUCGGAUUCUGCUGCCUUCCGAGCAUUUUCAAAAAUGGCUGGAGAUCAUGAUAUAGCAAGAUCUGAAUUGAUACAAUCGAAAAGUAAAAAGACUUCACAGUUGCAACAAAAUGCGAAGAGAUACCAAACUUGGUUGAAAUUAGCACGCACAUUGGACACCAAAGAUAUUAUAAAAUUAAAAGCUCUGUACAAGUCAGGAGUAGACCAGUACGGACGAUCUGUCAUUGUUUUCAUUGGCAAUAAUUUUCCAGCUCAUCUUACCGAUCUAAAUAAGGCGAUUUCUUAUUAUGCGUAUCUGAUGGAUGAUAUGGUAGAUAACGAUUAUAUAGCAAUCUACUUCCAUACAUUAACCAAUGCUGAGCAACGUCCACCUGCGAAUUUCUUAAAGCUAGUUUAUCAAACAUUAGACCCAAAAUAUCACAAAAAUUUGAAAGCCUUUUAUGUGGUUCAUCCUUCUUGGUGGCUCAAGUGGUCUUUCUGGUCGUUCUGUACAUUUACGGCACCGGAACUAAAAAGUAAAUUACAGUAUAUUGAUGACCUUAAGGAUUUACUUAAAUUUAUACCCCGCGAUCAAUUCAGCAUUCCACAAUAUCUCUUUGACGAAAAUAGAAAGAUGAACGGUAAUUCUGUCACUACUCCUAACGCUGCUUCUCAACCUGAUGAGUUAUAG